AUGUCUCUGAGAAGAUGGAAGGAAAGCAGAAAGUCCUUGAAGGCAAUGACCCGCAAAGGCAGCCUCGCUAGGUCACCCCGUCAGCCAGAGCCCCCAAGCAUGGAGACCGAGUCCAGACGAGAAGAACUGUUUGGAGCAGUCGUUAAAGGAGAUGAAGAGAUGGUGGCUAGACUACUAGAGAACAGACUGGUUGAUGUUAAUACAACAGACAGCAAUCAUCUUACAGCUCUACAUUAUGCUGCUAUGCAUGCUAGACCCAAUCUCAUCCGUCUACUGAUACAGCAUGGAGCUGAUGUGGAUGCCUAUGAUACAAAGGGUGGAUUUGCACCGAUACAUUGGGUCGUCAUCAACUCUCAUCCUGGGAUGUCCGAGGAGGAAAGAGUCGACGAGUGUCUGGUUGAGCUAGUCAAAGGAGGCUGCAACGUGAACAGUAAAGACUUCAAUCAAGCGACGCCGUUACACUUUGCAGCAAGAACAGAUAACAAAGCAGUAGUUGAUUCAUUAAUGAGACUAGGAGCUGAUCCUAACGACACUGACAUGCUGGGAAGAACUUGUGCAUCAGUGGCUAAAUCAGCAGAAACAAAAAUCCUCAUCAUAAAACUAGCAGACCUACGAGCUAGAGCAAUCUAUCAUGUACUGGAUACUCUGUAA
This is a messenger RNA of Amphimedon queenslandica, 651 nucleotides long. Its product is annotated as tankyrase-1-like. The transcript has a single exon. Lineage: Eukaryota; Metazoa; Porifera; Demospongiae; Haplosclerida; Niphatidae. The coding region runs from base 1 to 651 and encodes 216 amino acids. Gene Ontology annotation, molecular function: protein binding. The record is from RefSeq and is a predicted model, not a curated record.